Molecule: messenger RNA, 1335 nt
Organism: Solanum tuberosum (potato)
Lineage: Eukaryota; Viridiplantae; Streptophyta; Magnoliopsida; Solanales; Solanaceae
Exons: 3
Coding region: 1-1335 (444 amino acids)
Source: RefSeq, a predicted model, not a curated record
AUGAGUGUGAGGGAUUAUAACCACAUGUUUAAUUUUUUGGCAAGAUAUGCACCAGAUAUUGUACGUACCAUGAGAGCCAGAGUUCAUCAUUAUGUUGAUGGUUUGGGAGAUCAUUUGAUCAAAGAUUGUAGGGUAGCAUCCUUAUCAGAUGAUGUAGAUAUUUCCCGCAUACAGGCUUUCGCUCAAACUACAAAGGAACUUUGUCAACGGAUUCAUGAUACCCGUAGGGAUAGGAAGCAGAGUAAGAGGGCCCGUACUAUGGGGUCUUAUAGGGAGCCACAUGGUGAUUUUAGUCCCCCAUUUCAUCGAUAUCCACUUCAGCCAGCGGGUAGUGUCUCACCACAGUGCGGUAAGCCGCACACUGGGCAGUCUACACAGGGUUCAGGUGCAUGUUAUUAUUGUGGGCAGACUGGAAAUUUUAUUAGUUGUUGCCCGAGGUUGAGCAGAGGUGAGCUCAGCCUUCAGGAUCCACAAAAACAUCUUCACCCUCAGUCCGUGCCCAACGUCCGGGACCAUAUUCUACUCAGGGUCAUGACAGAGGGAGAGGUCAAGGAGAUACAGGAUUCAGGGGUAUCCCCUGAUGUUGUUACAGGUAUAUUGACGAUAUCUUCUCAAGAUGUUUACGCAUUGAUAGACCCUGGCUCUACAUUUUCAUAUACUACUCCAUUUAUUGCUAGUAAGAUUGAGAUGAAAUCUGAGUUGUUGCCACAACCAGUUGAGGUGUCUACACUGGUUGGUGACUCUAUUUUAGCUAGUCUUGUGUAUCGAGGUUACACGAUGAUAAUUAAUAAUCAUCCAAUCCCUGCUGAUUUAGUUGAGUUGAUUAUGCUAGAUUUUGAUGUUAUCAUGGAUAUGGAUUGGUUGGCAGCUUGCUAUGCUAAUAUUGAUUGUCGUGCAAAGAUAGUCAGGUUUUACUUUCCAGGUGAGCCAGUCCUUGAGUGGAAGGGUAAUGUAGCCACACCUAAGGGUAAGUUUAUUUCAUACCUUAGGGCUCGAAAGUUGAUUGCUAAAGGUUGUAUGUACCAUACGGUUCAUGUACAGGGUACUAAUAGGGAGCCCAUGACUCUUCAAUCAAUUCCUAUCAUGAAUGAAUUUCCAAUGGUAUUCCUUGAUGAUCUUCCUGGAAUCCCCUUAGAAAGGGUAAUUGAUUUCGCUAUAGACUUGUUUCCUGAUAUGCAACAUCUAUCGAUUCCUCCCUAUAGAAUGACAACUACAGAGCUAAGAGAAUUAAAGGAACAACUAAAGGACUUGCUCGAUAAAGGUUUUAUCAGGCCAAGUACUUCCCCAUGGGGUGCCCCAAUGCUCUUUGUUCGAAAGAAAGAUGGAUCCUUAUAG